Ixodes scapularis (black-legged tick) is the source of this 990-nucleotide messenger RNA. Its product is annotated as carboxypeptidase Q. The record is from RefSeq and is a predicted model, not a curated record. Gene Ontology annotation, biological process: proteolysis; peptide catabolic process. Lineage: Eukaryota; Metazoa; Arthropoda; Arachnida; Ixodida; Ixodidae. Gene Ontology annotation, molecular function: metallodipeptidase activity. The coding region runs from base 1 to 990 and encodes 329 amino acids. The transcript has 3 exons.
AUGAGUCGUCUGGAAUGCCUUGUGCUGCUAGGAAUGCUGUCUUCACAUACAUGGGCCUUGAGCCCGGUUCCUCGUUACUCGUGCAACAGCAGCCAGCUUCCGGACAACCUUGUCGCGGAGAUCCGUGCAUAUGCCCCGGUCGUCAAUGCCAUCAUCAAGCAUGUGGUGCACGGUUCGGAGCGGAAUCGAACCUACCAGGAACUGGUCAGGUUUGUGGAUAAAUUCGGUCCCAGGAUCGCCGGAUCGCAGAACCUCGAGAACUCCAUCGACUACAUGGUGAAACUGCUUUCGAGGCAAAGACUGCACGCUGUGCACACCGAGGAGGCUAUGGUACCCCACUGGGUGAGAGGAAACGAAUCCGCCUGGCUGCUCAAGCCACGCUUGCAGCGGCUCAACAUGCUCGGCCUCGGAGGCAGCAUCGGCACACCGCCGGAGGGCAUCGAGGCUCCUGUCCUGGUGGUCAGAUCCUUCGACCAACUCCGUGCCAACGCCUCUAAGGCCAAGGGAAAGAUCGUGGUGUUCAACGCGGACUUCAGCAACUACUCAACAACGGUCAAGUACCGGGUGGACGGGGCCGCGGAAGCGUACCAGGCGGGUGCUGUGGCCGCCCUAGUUCGAUCGGUGACCCCAUUCUCCAUCGCGAGUCCCCAUACGGGCUGGAUGACGUACCGAAAAAACACCGGACGGAUUCCUUCGGCCUGCAUAACCGUCGAAGACGCUGAGCUCCUUCAGAGGUUUCAGCAAAGCGGGGUGGAGUUAAGGAUUCGACUGGUCAUGAAUGCCAAGAACCUGCCUCCCGCGAGGUCUCGCAACACCAUCGCCGAACUGCGCGGUUCGACCAUUCCAGAUGAGGUCGGUGCUGGUCUGUUGCUGGUUCUCCGUCUUUUGCUUUACUGGUUUCUGAUCACGCGCCUCAAGCUCCGUACUGCAUGGGUAUUAAGUGUAUUAAAAAGUGUAGACUUUUUUUAUUUUGUUAAUUAUUUAGGUUAG